AUGAAGACAGCGAAGAAGGACUUGCGUAGGGGUGUAUUGAGGAGGUUGAAUGGAUUAUCAGACGCGGCGAUUCAGGAUCAGUCCCACGCCGUAAAACAGCACAUAUGCAGAUCGGAUAUAUACAAGCAUUCCACUCGUAUCAGCCUCUACCUGAGUAUGCCUCUGGGUGAGUUGAGGACUGAUGAAUUAGCCAGGCAGAUUAUAAGCGAUGGCAAGCAGUUGUUUGUGCCAAUAACACGGACACAGGGGCAACCCCCGAGAAACACCCACUCUCCCACCAACGCACACAAGACCAUGUCCAUGCUCAACAUACCCUCCAUCGACCACCUCGAGACGCUAAACAGGAACAAGUGGGGCAUCCCUGAACCUGAUUUGGCACAAGCACACACGCUCCACGAUGCACUCUCACCGACUUCACCAGGACUAGACCUCAUCCUCACACCCGCUGUCGCAUUCGAUGGCUCUUUCAACAGACUGGGCCAUGGCAUGGGCUUCUACGAUGGCUAUAUCAAGGCUGCAACGAGGCAUGCUGACGGUUUCGCUCUUCAUCCUCCAACUAUCCUCGGUCUCGCACUCGUCGAGCAGAUUUUGCACGAUAUCACCCUACCUACCGACACGCACGAUGAGCAAAUGGAUGCUAUUGUCACGUCUGAGGGGUUUAAGUGGAGUGUUAAGUAA
Messenger RNA from Wallemia ichthyophaga EXF-994, 678 nucleotides. RefSeq names its product 5-formyltetrahydrofolate cyclo-ligase. The transcript is spliced from 2 exons. The record is from RefSeq and is a predicted model, not a curated record. Gene Ontology annotation, biological process: tetrahydrofolate interconversion; folic acid-containing compound biosynthetic process. Gene Ontology annotation, molecular function: 5-formyltetrahydrofolate cyclo-ligase activity. NCBI's taxonomy places the organism in Eukaryota, Fungi, Basidiomycota, Wallemiomycetes, Wallemiales, Wallemiaceae. Gene Ontology annotation, cellular component: mitochondrion. Bases 1 to 678 code for a protein of 225 amino acids.